Molecule: messenger RNA, 484 nt
Organism: Durio zibethinus
Lineage: Eukaryota; Viridiplantae; Streptophyta; Magnoliopsida; Malvales; Malvaceae
Product: basic leucine zipper 4-like
Biological process (GO): positive regulation of DNA-templated transcription
Cellular component (GO): nucleus
Molecular function (GO): transcription cis-regulatory region binding; DNA-binding transcription factor activity
Source: RefSeq, a predicted model, not a curated record
UUCUAGGUUUACUUUGAAACUUUUUUUUGGUGUUUGGUUUGGUUUAAUUAACUCGAUGGCCUUAGCUGAAGAAGCGGUUCAAGUCCAAUUAGUGGCUCAUCAUGAAACCGUUUUUACAUCCGAAGAACUUGAAGAGUUAUUAGCUUUCCUUGAAUCUGACGAACCGAUUAGUCCAAACUCUGGUUCAGAAGGCUCAAAUCGGGCGGUAUAUUCAAAGGACGAAAGGAAGCAAAGACGCAUGAUAUCAAACAGGGAGUCAGCCAGGCGUUCUCGUUGGCGAAGAAAGAGGCACUUGGAGAACCUCACCAAGGAAGUGAACAGGUUGAACAUAGAGAACCAGCAGCUUAAGAACCGGCUAAGUUUAGUUGUUAAUCAGCAUCACGUUGCAUGGCGAGAAAAUGAACAGUUAAGAUCCGAAUCCAAAGCUCUUUGGACCAAACUCUUGGAUCUAUACUGGACUUUAGCCUUCAUGCAAUCACAAUAG